UCUAUUUUCGUCUGUUCUUGAAGAACACAUAAUGCAUAAUUCAACCUCAUAAACGGACAUUUAGAAGUUAAGACUAUCCGGAACGAAAGGCAGUAGAAUAAGACUGCUUGUCUGGACCUGUGACUGACGGGGGUGAACGCUUUUGUCUCUUCAGUUUAAAACUUUAAUGCACUGAUCUUGCAAACAAAGAUAGUCUAUGCUUCGCAAAGAAAGUAUCGAGUAGGCCUAUUGUAGCUGUAUUUGUCAUAUCACCCCCUAUAUGGAACUUCAGCAGCCCUUAUAUAGUUGAAUACGAAACGUAAAGAUGUUAGAUUGUAUCAGAUUGGAACGUUACGGUGUUAGUCUGCACCUGCGCGUUCUUAUGGAAGAUGUGUCAAGCUUUGUACUUUCAUGGCGCCUUCCUGUGUGGUAGUGGUCUACACUGAAGCUUACCCUUCCACCUCGUGGACCCAAUGUUACUAAAAUGAAGCGGAAAAGCAAAGUACUGAAUGAUGAAAAAUUCACCAAGAAACGUAGAUUGGAAGAGGUUAAAGAGGAAGAAGAUGGCAGAGAGGAUCAUGGGACAUCAUUUAAUGACCACUCCACCUCUCCCUCGGGUUUGGGAGAUAUUGGAGUUAUCGAAAGCAUCACCAUAAAGAAUUUCAUGUGUCACCAUUUGCUUGGUCCGUUCCAGUUCGGGCCCAAUGUGAACUUCAUUGUUGGCAACAAUGGAAGUGGGAAAAGUGCCAUACUGACUGCUCUAAUAGUGGGCCUUGGUGGAAAGGCCACCAUCACAAACAGAGGAGCAUCUUUGAAGGGUUUUGUGAAAAAUGGUGAAAGCACAGCGGAUGUUACAGUGAAACUGAGGAACAGAGGACCAGACGCGUACAAAGGGGAUGUCUACGGAGAAUGCAUUUCUAUUGAACAAAGGAUUUCUAGUGAUGGUGUUCGGACGUGCAGGUUGAAGAGUAAAACAGGGCACUUGGUUUCAAAUAAAAAGGAUGAAUUGACUGCAAUUUUAGAUCACUUCAACAUCCAGGUGGAUAACCCAGUCUCAAUUCUUAACCAAGAAAUGAGUAAGCAAUUUCUCCAUUCAAAAAGCGAAGCAGAUAAGUAUAAGUUCUUCAUGAAAGCGACUCUACUGGAGCAGAUGAAGAGAGACUACAUCCACAUCAAACAGACUAAAGCAGUGACCAGAGAACAGGUUGAGAGGCAAGAGGAGUGUCUAAAGGAUCUCAAGCAGGAGUUUUUGCAGAAGAAGGAGAGGUAUGAAAACCUGUCAUCUGUUGGUAAGAUGAAGGAGACUCUGGAGGAACUCAAGAAGAUGAUGGCAUGGUGCUUGGUGAGAGAAAAGGAGCGGUUGGUCCAACAGCUACAGGAACAGAUAGACGCAGAGGAACGUAAUCACAAACACGAAGAAAACCUUCAACUCUGUCAGAAUAAGGUGACAGUAGCUGAAAAGACAUUGCAGGAGAUCCAGAGCAGGCUUCACAGUCGGAAAGAAGAGGAGGAGUCACUGUCAGAGGACUGUCGGAAGAUAAAGGAAGAAGUAAAGUCAAAGAAUAAAGCUCAGAAAGAGCAGGAGGUGGUGUACUUCCGUGCUGUGAACAAACUGAAGCAAUCAGAGAAGGAACAGUCCCUUCUUCACGAGAGAAUUCACAAAGUGAAAAAUAUUGGGAGUGAGAACAAGAAGGCCGAGGCAGAGCACACCAAGAGACUGCAGAAGAUCUCCAGUCUGAGGACGCAGUUGGAGAAGCAUGAGACGCAGUGCACCGCUCUGAAUCAGGAGAUCAAGGACAGGCAACAGGCGCUGUUCAAAGGGAAGGAGGAGCUGGACAAACUACGGUUGGAAGAGAAGAAUAUUCAGGUGUCGAUGGAAGCCAAACUGAAGAGGAAGAACCAGCUCCUGGCCAGUAGAUCCAACAAACUGAAGCGCUUUGGAGAUAACAUGCCUGACCUGCUAGACACCAUAGACAAGGCUUACAUCCAAGGACGUUUUACCAAGAAACCUCUUGGCCCUAUAGGGGCAUGUAUAAACCUGAAGGACCCUGCCUUAGCUGUAGCAGUGGAGAGCUGCUUGAGGAGCUUCAUGAAGACCUUCUGCUGUGACAACUACAAGGACGAGGCCGUCCUCCAGGAUCUGAUGUCACGCUACUUCUCUAAAGGCAACAGACCCCAGAUCAUCGUCAGCCCCUUCUCUGGCUCCGUCUACAAGGUUCAAGGACGGGGAGUCAAUCACCCAGACUACCCCUCAGUACUGGACUCUCUGAGCAUAGCCAACCCAGUCAUCACAAACUGUCUCAUCGACAUGAGAGGCAUAGAAUCCAUUCUCAUAAUCAAGGAGAAGGAUGCAGCCAGGAGAGUGAUGCAACAAGGCCGACCCCCGAGGAACUGCCGUGAGGCCUUCACUGUGGAGGGAGACCAGGUUUACCCUAACCGGUACUACACUCCAGACUUCAGCAUGGCCAAAUACCUCGGGGGAGAUCUGGAAACAGAAAUUCGCAUGGUGGAGUCAGAGCUGGAGAACUACAAGGCCCAGCUCUCCCGAUUUCAGCUUCACCUGAGCUCAGUCAAUGAGGACAUCCAGCGCAUGGAGGCCAAACUACACAGCACAAUCAUGACUCUGAAAAAGACUCUGGCCACAGUGAAUCAGGUCAAGGCCGGUGUGACCGAGCUGGAGAAUGUUGAGGAGGAACAGACUGAUGACAUCAGCACUUUGGAAGAAGUGGCUCAAGAGAACCAGCAGAGAAUCGACAGUGAGAAGGAAACUGUGGAGGAAGCGAAGGAGGAGCUGGAGGAGCAUAAGAGAACUACCAAGGAAGUUGAUUGCCAGUAUGUUGAUGUGAGGAACAGGAUAGAACAGCUGGCUGAGGAGACAGAACCACUGAAGGAGGAACAGGGUAAGGCUGAAGCACAGUGCAGUAAACUGGAACGAAACCUGAAGAUCUUAGAGAAGAAACUCAAGGAUCAUCAGGACAACAUGCAGGCUAUGAGAAGUGAUCUGGCUCUGAAAGAAGAGGAGGUCACAGAAUUUGUGGCCAAAGCCAAAGAGAUCAGCCCAGAGCGCCAACAGGUAGAGCGCAGCACCAGGAGUAUUGAUGUGGAGAUCACGAGGUUACGGAGGAAGAUCAGCGUUCAGGAGAGUAGCCAUGGAGACCACGAGCAGGUGGUUAGAGAGUAUGCAGAGGCCCUGGCUAACUACAGGGACAAAUCAAACCAAGUGAGAGAUCUGAAGAAGUUCAUUGAUCGUCUUGACAACAUAAUGUCCGACAGGCAGACCCGGUACAAAAUAAUGCGCAGGUCCCUCUCUGUGAGAUGCAAGUUGUACUUUAAUAAUUUCUUGAUAAAGAUGAAUUGCUGUGGGUCCAUGAUGUUUGAUCACAGCAGUGAGACGCUCUCCAUCUCGGUGAAGCCGCCAGGCCGUGAGAACGACAGUAUGAGUGACAUGCGGUCUCUGUCUGGAGGAGAGAGAUCCUUCUCUACAGUGUGUUUUAUCCUCUCCCUCUGGGAGAUCACUGAGUCCCCCUUCAGGUGCCUGGACGAGUUUGACGUCUACAUGGACAUGCACAAUCGUCGUAUCUCAUUGGAUCUCCUCCUGGAGCUGUCAGAACGGCAGCACCUUCGUCAGUUCUUCUUCAUCACCCCCCUAUCUACCAGCAAUUUGCCAAAAAGUGACCACAUCAAGAUACAUCAGCUGCAGGAUCCAGAGAGGGACAGGAGGACAUACAGGAGAUGAAGACCUGGGGUAGUUGAUAGAUGUCAGUGUUGGGGUCAAUUUGGUUAGUAAACCAAAUUCCAAUUUGUACUUCCUGAAUUUACUGGAAUUGAAAUGGAGUUGACCCCAACCCUGAUAGAUGGUGGAUUAGGCCAUCGUCAUGCCUAACAAGCCAUUAGAACAGUGCAGGAUUUUUAAACACAUUCUAUUCAUGUUUGCUAGAAGUGAAUACGUAAGCCUCUCUGGGAGACUUAAGACUCUGCUUUAUUGUUGUGCGCCAUGCAGACGGAUGAAUUAUGAAGAAUUCCCCUUAUGAUACAGUAUGUAGGCCUAUAUACUUUCAUAGUGGCUGUGUGGAUACAUCUUUAUUGUAUUGUCAACACCGUUACUUUCACAUAUCUCUAUGCAUAUUUAACAUUUUCUACAUAUUAAAGCUGCAAUGUGUAACUUUUUGAGAAUGACCCAACCAAAUUCGCUUAGAAAUGUGUGUUAUAGUUCUCAUUGAAAGCAAGUCUAAGAAGUGGCAGAUCUGUUCUAUGUGAGCUAUGUCUAUGCUUCCCGUUCUUACGUUUUGUCUCUCUUACUUUCGGUUUUGUACACCAGCUUCAAAUAGCUGAAAAUACAAUAUUUUUGUUUAUGGAAAAUAUAUUUCACAGCUGUUUAGAUGGUACAAUGAUUCUUAUUAUUGAGCAUCUUUAAUUGCUUGUAAUUUAAAUUCUGUAAAUUUGGUUUUGGCUGAUUUGUUGAUUGACUUUUUUCAGCUUACUGUAUGUGUACACUCGAUGUAGAUAUCUUUGACUUUGAUUACAGUUAGUAAUACACUGUAUAAUUUUGAUACAUUGGGAAUUCUGUUUUGUUUCAUUCCUUGUUCAGAAACAAUUUGCCAACCCUGCUAUUGAUUUAACUGUAAUAUGUUUAGGUUACUGCUGAUGAUGUGCUUUAAACUACUGUCAAUUGAAAGAUGUUUUACGCAUCAAAUUUUUCUAACCUAAUUUAUAUGUUAAUUCUUGUUACAUUGUUACAAUAAAAUGGAUUAACAAAUA
Molecule: messenger RNA, 4737 nt
Organism: Salmo salar (Atlantic salmon)
Lineage: Eukaryota; Metazoa; Chordata; Actinopteri; Salmoniformes; Salmonidae
Product: structural maintenance of chromosomes 6
Biological process (GO): double-strand break repair via homologous recombination
Cellular component (GO): site of double-strand break; nucleus; Smc5-Smc6 complex
Molecular function (GO): single-stranded DNA binding; damaged DNA binding
Source: RefSeq, a predicted model, not a curated record